Messenger RNA from Seriola dumerili (greater amberjack), 4575 nucleotides. RefSeq names its product protein FAM102A-like. NCBI's taxonomy places the organism in Eukaryota, Metazoa, Chordata, Actinopteri, Carangiformes, Carangidae. The coding region runs from base 235 to 1407 and encodes 390 amino acids. The record is from RefSeq and is a predicted model, not a curated record. The transcript is spliced from 12 exons.
GUUGGUAAAGAUGCAUCGAAACUGAGAAACUGUCCAGUAGCCGGACUCCAGUUCUCUGCAGCGGCUCACAGCUGAACCGUUUGACCCAGUCUGAGGAGCAGCGGGCCCGUGAGGUCUAAACAGCUCUUCAGAAAUGAUUCACCUGAAGACAAAGAGGGAUUUUUAAAACCAAUCACAGCCUAUUUAUUGGGAGUUUUCUGGUUUCAUUCAUUGCUGCUCCAGUGACAGAGGACAAUGACUUUUUUAAUGAAAAAGAAGAAGUUCAAGUUUCAAGUGUAUUUCACACUAGAGGAGCUCACGGCGGUGCCGUUUGUCAACGGGGUGCUAUUCUGUAAGAUCCGGCUGAUAGAUGGUGGAGACUUCGCUGUGACGUCAUCCAGGGAGGAGGUGCAGCAGAACUGCGUUCGAUGGAGGAAGAAGUUCUCCUUUGUGUGUAAAAUGAGCGCUAACCCGAUCACCGGUGUGUUGGACCCCUGCAUCUGCAGGAUCUCUGUACGCAAGGAGCUCAAAGGAGGAAAAACCUUCUCAAAGUUAGGUUUUGCUGAUCUCAAUAUUGCAGAGUUUGCUGGAUCAGGCUCCACAGUUCGCUGCUGCAUCCUGGAGGGUUACGACACCAAAAACACUCGACAGGACAACUCCAUCCUCAAGGUAACAAUUGACAUGACUCUUCUGUCUGGGGAUCCCUGCUUUAAAACGCCCCCCUGCACAGCCAAAUCUGUCUCCACGGGGGACCAGGACCCCACCCUGCAGCUGGACUGUAAGGGAGAGAGCACUGAUGCCACACUGCAGCCACUGGGGGGCAUCGUGGAGGGAGCCCGCACCUUCAAACCCCGACAGUCAUCGGUACGAAGCUCAGGGCUGCCUGAGGAGGGAGAGAGUGUCUCCAGUCCAGAGGAGGUCUUUCACACCGGUCACUUCCGCAGCUCCAGCUAUGCCAGCCAGCACAGCAAGAUAUCAGGCUACAGCACAGGUCACUCUCGCUGCUCCAGCCUGACUGACCUCAGUCACCAUAGAAACGCCUCCUCCAGCAGCAGCACCUCCUGCGGGGUCGCCCACCCUGCUCAGCCGCAUCCCUCCACCCCCACCGAGCAUCACAGACAAGCAACUCCUACCAAACCAGAGAGGCCUCCUCCACCCUCUGCAGCAGCCCUCAUGUCCAACAGGUCCUCCAGGAGGAAGAAGGACACCGUGCAGAGGCAGCCCAGCUGUGUGGACGACACUCGCAUCGAUGCAGACGACAUCGUGGAGAAGAUCGUCCAGAGCCAGAACUUCUCUGACAGCAGCAACAAGGAAGACAGCAACUUGAGACUGUUUGUUAGUAAAGAUGGGACCACUGCCCUCAGUGGGACUCUGGCCAACAGAGGAACACCUGGUGUGUUUGAGCCAGUCGUCAUCGAGUCUCACUGACAGACACAUGAACUCAUCUCCAGCCACAUCAGCGUGUUAACGACUCUCUGAUCGUCUGUGUGCAUGUGCGCACAGCUCGAUAUAAGACUACUAUGAUACAGAUAUUGAGCCUUUCUGCUUUAUUUAAGCAGGUGGUUGAAAGUGUGUUUAACACAGCUACUGUAUUUUCUCAAAUAGUAGACUGGGCUUUUUUUUUUUACCUCAGACGAAGAAAGAGCAGUUAGCAUUAGUGUUAGCAUCAGGCUAGCUGCUGAUACCAAGGUGUCUACAAAUACUGAAUUAAUUCCUUUUCAUUAAUAUGUGGACUGUUGUCCCUUCACCACUGUGUUAUGCAGCUGUGAUGCUGUAUUUCAACAAUACUAACCAGCAUUAGCAGUGUUAGCAGUCGUUAGUUAGGUGCCUGAUGCAAACUAAACACUAAUAGACUAGAGAUUAGUUAUUCUUUUAAAAGGAGAAACACCAGGUUCUCCUUUUCUUCUGGGCUGUAAUUUAAUUACCAGAUUCUAUUUGAGAAUUUACAGUACUCCAAUAAUCAUUUCUUUACACUGGGUGUGUGUCAGACCUGAUCCUGGAUCAGUGGGUUGAGUCAGUGGCUCCUGGAACAUCUGGAGAAUCACUUGUAAAAAUCUUUGUUCACUGUCGUCCCUGACUGGAGGUGACACUACAGCACUUCACAAGGCAGCAGGUCAGUUUCAGAGCCGACAUGUAUACAUGUCACAGUAGGAAAAUCACAGGUAUAAAUUAUAAAAUGAAUCAUGUCUGAAUUCCAUUCAGUUGCAACAGUUUCAUGGUGGUGCAGUGGUUAGCACCAUCGCCCGGGUUCUGUGUGGAGUUCACAUGUUCUCCCUGAGUCUGUGUGGGUUUUCUCCAGCUUCCUCCCACAGUCCAAACACAUGCAGGUUAACUGGUGACUCUUUCCUGUUGGUGUGAAUUUGAGUGUGAAUGUUUGUUUGUCUCUAUCUGUCAGCCCUGUGAUAAACUGGUGACCUGCCUAGGUGUACUGCGCCCUCGCCCAAUGUCAGCUGGGAUUGGCUCCAGCCCCCCUGUGACCCUAAAAGGAUAAGCGUUAUUACUACUGAAUGAAUGAGUGAAUGAAUGAAUGAAUGCUUGCUUCACUGUCAAUGUCCCAGUUUAUCAGGACACGAAUUUGUUAAUAUUCCUGAGCUUUUCCUAAUGUCCAAAAUGUCUGCCGUGAGUAUUGUGUUGCCAAGUGACAGUCUACUCAUCAGCUGAACAUCAAAUAUGACAAAAAAAACAGAUUUUCAGAAGACAGACAGCUGCAGCUAAUAAAGUCAGUAAUUAGUCAGUUUGAUGAAGCUGUGCUGAUUAGCAACCAUACUGUGACAGGUUAGUGACCUCUGCUGUGAUCCUGUUCCCUGUACUGGGAUUCUCUACAGACUGAAAAGAGGACCACUCUGAAACACACCCAGUGACUCUUUGACCAGUGCCAAGAAUUAGAACCAGAAAUUACUUGAACAAUACCCUGAAAACCACCACAGUGUGAGAAGUGUAGUCCAACACUGAAAUAAUGCUGCGUUCAGGAGCACCUUGUCAACUCUGAAAGUCGAACGUUUCCGAGUUUAUCACCAGGAAGUGGUACCUGAUCACCUGACAAGUCAGUAACACCUGUGGUAAAGUCAGACCAUGAGUCCUCUCGAUGGACAACUGGAAACAGUGUUUAAGGUUCAUCUCCAUAUAAACUCAUGUGACAGCCUGUUCACUGCUCUGGCUCACUUUCUGGUUUAACCACUGACUGACGACCUCACAAGUCAAGCAGCUGGUGAAUGUGUGGUGAUAAUUUUCUGACUUUACAAGUUGACGAGGACUCAGCAGCUGCAGCACCAGAGCCAUCAGAGGCUCUGACUGAGGGCAGACUGGAACUGAAACACAAGCUUUUAUGAUAUUUUAAUGCUAUUUGAUGCCUGUGUACAGUAUGUACUUCUAUAUUUUGCACAUGUGUACUCUGUGGGGAGGAUUGUUAGAAACCACUAAAAUGAAACGGAGAUGGUACAGUUUUCUAAAAUGACAUCUGACAUGUUCUUUUUUAAAAUGUCUUUAUUCUUUUCAGCAUUUCAUGCCAUUGCUCUUUUUAUCAGACAAAAUGCUCUUAGGAGACAGCAUCCUAUGUUCAUAUGGCUGGCCGUAUGGAACCGUCCACUCCUUGUACUUACUAAGUCCUUACUCUUUGAAUCUGAAUCUGAAUGCUCUUAUCGACUUAUCAAGAAUGUGAGUUUGUUGUGAUGUGCUCACUUGCCUGAAUUCUAAAUGUUAUUCACCUUUUUCAAGCUUUGGUCGAAUGUGCUCAAGUUCAUGUCACAACUCUAUAUGCACAUUUAUUAUAUGAAUGGUUUGUCCUUAAAAACAUUUUUACUUGUUGAAAAGUUCCUUAUCUGAUUUUUGCAGAAAGCAAGCUGAAAAUAUAUUAUCACUUAUCAAUCUCAGUCAAGGUCUUCCCUCUCUUUUAGCUCUAUGUUUGGUCUCCACCAGGUCAUGAGGGAAAUAUCUGGGGCUUGUUGCACAAAACACCUUAAGUUUUCUACAAAAGUAUGACACUUAAAGGUUUAAUUUCACCUUAGCUGAGUGAGUUGAGGGUGUUGCACAGAAUAUCUCAAAAGGUGUGCUUAGUUAAGUAAAAAUGAAGUGAAAGAUUUUACAGUGAUCAAAUUUUACUGUUUCCAUGGAGACAGUUUGUGUGCUGGCGAUAGCGCUUGUGAUACAUAUAUACAAUAUACUCCUGGGUCUGAUUGUACAAUACACAUUAAGUUUUCUACUUAAUCAUGACACUUGAGGUUUGCUCUCUCCUUGGUUGAAGGAGUUGCACAGAAUUUCUUAAAGGGUUCAUUUUCUUCAUUUAUUGCCAGAAACAUGGUCAUGUUGCAGUUGAGAUAGCGUUUUAAGUAAUCUUAAAUACUUGUGAACAUUUUAAGGAAACCUUAAGUCAGACUUUAAGGAAAAUCUUAACUUUAGGUGUUUUGUGCAACUGACCCUUGGGAUCUGUUUCGUUUUAUUAAUUUAUUCCUGUAAACUCAUGUUACAGUUAAGAUAGAGUCAGAGGUACCUUUAGUUUUUUGCCUUACUUUGGUCGCUAAGGUUGUCUAUGCAACGGGUUAACUGACUUUAAGUGAUUCCUUAUGAAGUGAUUUUAAGGAAACCUUAACUUAAAGGUGU